Molecule: messenger RNA, 780 nt
Organism: Python bivittatus (Burmese python)
Lineage: Eukaryota; Metazoa; Chordata; Lepidosauria; Squamata; Pythonidae
Source: RefSeq, a predicted model, not a curated record
AUGGACUGGCAACUUUGGGGACUCGCUCUUUAUCUCCAUGUGGCGUUCUCGGCUUCUUGGGACUGUGUCUCUCAGUGUUCCAUGUGUGUUCUUCAUGGCCAGGAUGCAGAGAAUCCCAUCAACCCCUUACGCUGUGCUCUGGAGUGCCAAGAGUCCCUGCUGUCCAGUGUCGAGUGGCUGAAAUGCAAGAGAGUCCUCUUGGUUUUAACCUCCUUUUCGAUGGAGGAGGAGCCCGGCAGAUCCUUCCAGGUGGGUGAAGAGGCCAGGAUGGGCAUGCCAGCCUCUGGGAACACUGUGAAAUGGCACAGCGGCUUGGUGAAGCACCUGGCUGAACCCAAGUUCUCUUCUCUUCUCCAACAGAAUGUCCUCGCCAAGGGGGACGUCAGCAAGAUGCACGGGGGCUUCCUCCAGAAGGUUGGGGAGAGGGCGGACUCGGAGCCGGAGGCCGAAGGGGACGACUCCGAGGCGCUGGAUCUCGGGGGUCUGGUCUCCCACGGAGAGGAGCCGGAUCUGGGCUCCGUCAAGGCGGAGUGGAAGCGCUACGGGGGCUUCCUUCGCAAGUACCCCAAGCGAGGCUCUGCUGCGGGGGGUGCUGAGGAGGACGGGGGCGCCCUGGAGGACCUGCACAAACGCUACGGCGGCUUCAUGCGCAGGAUCCGUCCCAAGCUCAAAUGGGACAAGCAGAAGCGCUACGGGGGCUUCCUGCGCCGCCAGUUCAAGGUGACCACGCGGUCCAAGGAAGAGCCCAAGGCCGCCUCAGGGGAGGUCGCUGACCUAUAG